Messenger RNA from Acanthochromis polyacanthus (spiny chromis), 4118 nucleotides. It is a transcript of the gene htr1d, whose product is annotated as 5-hydroxytryptamine (serotonin) receptor 1D, G protein-coupled. Bases 1749 to 2897 code for a protein of 382 amino acids. Gene Ontology annotation, biological process: vasoconstriction; G protein-coupled receptor signaling pathway, coupled to cyclic nucleotide second messenger; regulation of behavior. Gene Ontology annotation, molecular function: neurotransmitter receptor activity; G protein-coupled serotonin receptor activity. NCBI's taxonomy places the organism in Eukaryota, Metazoa, Chordata, Actinopteri, Pomacentridae. Gene Ontology annotation, cellular component: dendrite; plasma membrane. The transcript has 3 exons. The record is from RefSeq and is a predicted model, not a curated record.
UGGUUGCAGUGGGUAAAUACACUCGCAGUGUGCGUGGGGGGGAGCAGAGAGUGCGCUCUGCCGUGCAGCCAGUCCCAACUAAACCUUCCUGAAAACGCGUAUUUGAAUGCAACUUGUUGACGCCUCUCUAAUCCCCGCAGGAGCACCGUGAAUCGCAUCAGCACCGGGAAGCCCCCGUGUCUCUCCCCCGGGAGCUUAAUUGUUGCUGGAGUCAAACCCACACCGACCUGCGUCCUGGUGCAUCACCAAGAGAUCCGCCGGUACAACAUUUUCUCUGUCUGUUUUUUUUCCACUUUUCACUCACUCUGGUGAUUAAACUCUGGAAAAAGUGGCGUUUUUGCAACGACAUCACAAUUUACAGUAAUGUUCUCGAGUCGCUGAAGUUUGCCGGACGAUUGAGAAUACGAGUUUUGGACGCUGUUUGCGAUCAUUUACAUUCGUAUACAGACACGUACGCUCUUCCUUUUAGAUGAUAUGUGAAGCAGUAUCAGCAUAUAUAACAGUAACAUCUACAGAAGCUGGUGCGCGUUCAGUGUAACCAGUCUGUAUCCUGUUUGUUCGUGCUGGACGUGCGUAAAUGAAGGACGCCGCUCCCGGGAUUCCCUGGUUUCUUUUCUGCUUCGCUUUUAUCAAAUACAAGGAGGAACGAGCAUCACGAAACGAAGAAAAAGACAUGAUGGACACAUUAUCCACAUCCUCUUGGAUUCUAUAAGUUGCAUGGUGCAUCAGGCUUGGCUUGUAAACUGGCUGCAAUAUCAAAAACCCUGCUGACAGGAUGAAAAUGCCUCGGAGGAAGCCGGAUGAAAGCCUGACUAAACCUUCUAAUCUGUACGAACAGCACAAGUGAAAGUUUAUCUGAUAGGCAAUGCACUGAAGAAGAAGCGGUUAAUACACAAGCGUUUAACACUGGGAACCUGAAAUAAUAAAGACUCUGCUGAUCGUGGCAUUUCAGCAAGCUUGUACAUAACUGCCAAAAAGCCCCGCGGAUAUCAAAUAAUUAUCUAUGGGCAGACUUUCUAACUAGAAUUGUUCCUCGGCCGCUUUUGAUGUCAGUCGUGUCACUGUAGUGUUUUGGCUUCCUAGCAUCAUCAGAGACACCAGGCACCGCCAAGUUUCAGUCCGAACCUCAAAUCAGGAGGCCUCAUGUGGACUUGAGAAAAGAUAAGAAAGAGACAACAAGCAAACCUUUGUAUCUGUUGUCAUCAUCUUCCUACAUGCAGCUCCCCGCUUAGCUUUAUUGAAAAGGAGGAGCCCAUUAAAGCAUUUGAUAGAUAGGAAAGCUUGGUCUGAAGGUGUGGUUGCCGGCUGGCUGCUGGUGGGAGAUGAGAUAACAGAUCUGGGAAGAGAGAAAAGACGUGUCUGUCUGAUGGGAGCGGAAUACAAAUUAGGAUCUGGCUCUCUUGCAGCUACACCAGUGGAGCAAAUCAAUACUCGAGAAGUGAAAUGGGCAAAUUAGUCAGUGGUUGAAGGCAAUUCAUCAUCAGGAUCAUUAAUUGUAACGUGAAAUGAUGGAAUUUGACAUUUGCUAAAGGUUGGUAUGAAAUUAUUUAGACAUUAAAGGGUUGAAAAAUUGAGGACAACAUUCAGUGAAGGGAGGAUAAAAGACAAAGUUUUGCAUUUUUUUUGCAACCGAAACCAACAGUGUCAAACCACGAUACAGCCUCCUUCGAUGCCAUGCUGGAACUUUUAAGAUUACAGCAAUGAGUCUAAACUUUAUACAAAUGACGGUUUAAAGGCAUAGAGGCAAGAUGGAGUUGGAUAACAGCUCUUUGGACUACUUCACCAGUAACUUCACAGAGAUUCCUGACACCGCAACAGUUCCACCGUGGAGCGAGGCCACGCUGCUCAGCCUGCAGGUCUCCCUGUCUGCUCUGCUGGCCCUCGUCACCUUGGCUACGGUGCUUUCAAAUGCCUUCGUUAUCGCCACCAUCUUCCUCACCAGGAAGCUCCACACACCUGCCAACUUCCUGAUCGGCUCUCUGGCCGUCACAGACCUGCUGGUGUCGAUUUUAGUCAUGCCAAUAAGCAUCGUCUACACUGUCAGCAAGACGUGGUCGCUGGGGCAGAUUGUUUGUGACAUCUGGCUGUCGUCUGACAUCACGUUCUGCACGGCCUCCAUCCUGCACCUGUGUGUGAUUGCGCUGGACCGCUACUGGGCCAUCACAGAUGCUCUGGAGUACUCAAAACGCCGCACCAUGCGCCGGGCGGCGAUCAUGGUCGGGGUAGUGUGGGUGAUUUCAAUAUCGAUUUCCAUGCCUCCACUUUUCUGGCGGCAGGCCAAAGCCCACGAGGAGCUGACAGAGUGCAUGGUGAAUACAGAUCAGAUCUCUUACACCCUGUACUCCACCUUUGGCGCCUUCUAUGUUCCCACAGUGCUUCUCAUCAUCCUCUACGGACGGAUUUACGUCGCGGCCCGCUCUCGCAUCUUCAAGACGCCGUCGUCGUCUGGGAAGCGUUUCACCACGGCACAGCUCAUCCAGACCUCGGCAGGCUCCUCUCUCUGUUCUCUUAAUUCCGCCUCCCACCAGGAAGCGCACCUACACUCUGGAGGCGGCGGAGGAGGAGGGGGAGGAUCGCCGCUGUUCAUGAAUAGUGUGAAAGUGAAGCUGGCAGACAGCGUGCUGGAGAGGAAACGUCUGUGCGCAGCGCGGGAGAGGAAAGCAACCAAGACUCUGGGCAUCAUCCUGGGCGCCUUCAUUGUCUGUUGGCUGCCGUUCUUUGUUGGCACUCUCGUCAUGGCCAUAUGUAAAGAUUGCUGGUUUGAUCCGGUGCUGUUUGAUAUCUUUACCUGGCUUGGAUACCUGAACUCCCUUAUCAAUCCCGUCAUCUACACCGCAUUCAAUGAUGAGUUCAAGCAGGCUUUCCAAAAACUCGUCAAAUUCAGACGGUGCUCCUGAAGAACCCAGAGUGGAUUAAAACUUGCAUUUCCAGGAAGAAAAAGAAGAUAAUAUAUCAUAAUGAUAGUGGAACUGUACACUUAGAUGUCCCAUCUUGUAAGCACAUGCUAAAUGUUAUAUCUUUUUUUUUUAACAUCGAUCCGCUGCGUGCCAUAGAUCUUUAGAUACAGUAUAUCUAUCAUAUAGACUGAUGCAUGCUUCUUUAAAAAGAGAAAAUCUCUAAAACUGUGGAACCCAUCUUCAGAAAAAUGAAGGGAGUUUUAAGUCUGUUUCAGGUCACAGGGACAUUGCUGUUAUUUCUUGGACAAGAGCAAAAAUUCUAAACAAACAAGGACUUAGGGUGACUGUGUGGAAAGAGCAAAACUCAGAGCGACUGGAUUUAAUCCGGGGGAAAUGAAAAGCCAUGAAAUAUAUGUUGUCUAAAUCUGUGUCAUGCUUUAUGCCGCUGCUCCCAUAUGAUGUUUCCGUGGUACAGUAAAGUGCUUAGAAAGACUCCGUAUUCUAAAGAUUCAGUAAAAACUGUCUCUACAUAUGCAAUUAUACUUGAAAGAGGUGUGUGUGUGUGAGUGUGUGUAACGGUAGUUCCUGUAAUAUAUGUGUGUUUGAAGAAGGGAGGAUUUUCAAGGGUUUGACAUUUCUACAUGCUAUUCUCCAGUGAGGCAUUUCUCGUCAUUACAGAGACUGAAAUGGAAGCAACAUUUCCACUCUGAAUGUUAAAUAGCACACAAUGCCAUAGCAACAAAUAAUUCCCUCUGACAUUCCUCCAAACUGAUGUUGCUCAAGCGAAAAAAAAUGUCAGAAGAAGGGUCAAACUUAUCAAUGAGGCUUGGAUACAGAGAAUGAUUCUGUUUGAGGGAUUUAAUGUGUUUGCUUUCUUAAUGUAAAUGCUUAUUUUACCUUCAUGUGGGAAAGUGUCAUUAGCAGAUGCUAUGUUAUCACAGGAAUACACAGAUGGUGAAUAUGAAAAAAAAAAGGUUGUUACCCUCAGUCCUGACAGCCGUAGACUGAAAUCUGUGGUUGAUGAUGGAUUGUAUGUGCCAUAUUUCAUUGAGGAUAUAACGGCUAAUGUAAUAACUGUGGAUGUGUUUCCCAAAUAACUUUUUUUAUGUUUAAAGGUGUAAAGAAAGAAUAUAAAAUGGCAGGUGAGUGGGUUAAAAAAAAGAAAUCGAAGAUGUUUGAGAAAGAAAAUCAAGCAAACAAAAAAUAAAACUUAAAAGAUAA